Messenger RNA from Penicillium samsonianum, 240 nucleotides. Its product is annotated as 60S ribosomal protein eL38. Lineage: Eukaryota; Fungi; Ascomycota; Eurotiomycetes; Eurotiales; Aspergillaceae. Gene Ontology annotation, biological process: protein-RNA complex assembly; translation. The record is from RefSeq and is a predicted model, not a curated record. Gene Ontology annotation, molecular function: structural constituent of ribosome. The coding region runs from base 1 to 240 and encodes 79 amino acids. The transcript is spliced from 3 exons. Gene Ontology annotation, cellular component: ribosome; cytosolic large ribosomal subunit.
AUGCCUGCCGAAGUCUCCGAUAUCAAGCAGUUCAUUGAGAUCUGCCGCCGGAAGGAUGCCUCCUCCGCCCGCAUCAAGAAGAACGGCAAGAACCAGCAGACCAAGUUCAAGGUCCGCUGCCACCGCAACCUGUACACCCUUGUCCUGAAGGACUCCGAGAAGGCCGACAAGCUCAAGCAGAGCCUGCCCCCUGCCCUCAAGGUCGUCGAUGUCUCCAAGGGCACCAAGAAGACCAACUAA